Molecule: messenger RNA, 5604 nt
Organism: Arctia plantaginis
Lineage: Eukaryota; Metazoa; Arthropoda; Insecta; Lepidoptera; Erebidae
Source: the annotation of a GenBank genome assembly
AUGGCGCACCGCACAGUGCACCGACUGACCUGCAUUAUUUCACUUCUGGCUGUGACGUCAGCAGCGAAAGAAGAGGGAAGAUGGUCUCGUCAGCUCGACUCAUAUACCACUGACCUCAGCGAUUGGGUUCCCCUUGACGGUCCCGUAGAGAGAGAACCUUUAAUGGCUCAGAUGCCAAUCAAGAGACAAGCCGUUGCGGAACCUCGGAUACUGACAGAGCCCUUCCCCGGAAUUGCUAGACCUAGUGGUUUUAGUUCUGACGGAUUUUCAUCAAGAAACUACUUUAACAACCAAGCCAAUAGACAACCACUCUACUUACAAUCUGUGCCUUCCGUCCCAUCAGCCCCACAAAAUUACCUUAAUGAUCAAGGAUUCAGCCAAGGCAUUCGUUUUGGUUUGUCACAACCCAAUUUCCCACUGAACCAAGGCUUUAUCGCUCCUCCUUUAGGAUUUGAGAACGGUCCUCUACAAUCCCAGUCAAGACGACCCCAAACUAUACAAGGAUUCCCUAUGAGUCAAUUAGGCUUCCCUCAAGCUUCAGGUGUACCCUUAUCCCUUCAAGGCAAACCCUUUGCAAACCCCGUGCAGCCAGUGAAAUCGGACAUACCCAAGUUCGUCGAUGGAUACCGUGCUGAGAAUGCUAGUAAUGACUUCAGCUUUUCUUCUAAAAAGAGACCGCAAUCAUUACAAAAGAUUAAAUUUGAGGGUGGUGAAAAAGUGAAACAAGAAAUUAUACCACAUCGCUCGAACAAUGAGAGAGAAGAAGUACAGUUGCUGUAUGUCCCAUUAGAACAACUGAACAGAGGCCAAUUCAAUUUUAGGAGUCCUUUGACAACUUCUCAACUAGUCAAUACCGAAAUGUAUUCUCAAAACCUACCGAGACCAAACAAAGUAACCCAAAAUUUCUUGAAUGACUACAGACCAUCUCCUAAACCCCUUGAUACUUUCUCGGGACAAAACUACUUUUCAGACUUCAACACACAAAUUAAAGAUUUAGAUCAAGUACCAAAAUUCACGACACAUACUACACCUUACCCAACUCUUGCACCUAUUACUCCUAAGUCGAAAAAAUUAAAGCCCCAUCAGCCACCUUUAGCUAUUUUCAUGAGAGAUACUGGCAAAAACACUCCUCUAAAAGUUGGUGAUGUUUUGUCGUCACUGAAGUCUGCAGAAACGAUUGCUGUCCUAGAUUCAGUGAACCCAAUGAAUGCGCCAAAAGUUUUUAUUGGACCCUCAAAUAUGCCCCCACCAGAAAACUUCGUGAAAUUUGAAUUGCCAUAUCUAUCAAACGUCGACCACAGUGACAAUAAACUUAAGCAAUUACCAUUUUUCGUUGCUCCUUUAAGCUACAACACUCCGAAUGGUUUUGCUAAAAUUCCCUUCCCUUCACCUCACGUAGGUUCAGUGGUUAUCAACUCACAAAUCAAAGAAACAACACAAUCACAACCUUCGCAACCUAAUGUUAAUCCAAACUAUUACUUAUCCACAUAUAAACCUGAACCAAAGCCUGUUACACAGAAACCAACCUUCAACUACUAUAGUUCUGCCUCACCAACUACGAAAUCUUUACCAAACCAUCAGUCCAACUAUUAUUCGUUUGAACCGCAGACGGUUUCUUCACUUCGAACACCUUUGCAGCCAGAGACCCAAACGGCGCCUCCCAAAUCAGGAUCUUACUUCCUAAGUAAUGCCCGUCCUCAGUAUAACUCACAAGAGUUUACUAAUUUUGCGCCCCAAAAUAAUUACAAAUCUUCAGAAAUUACUAACCAGUUCAACCACCCUAGAAAACCAGAACGGACAACAACUUUAAGAACAACUACUACGACUACAACUAAACAGCCAUCUACUUAUCCAAGUCAACUUUUAGAAACACACAAUCCGUAUUCAAUAAACCAGGCCUUCCACUUCAGCACGCCUUUAGACUACCAUAACUACUUUGACGACAUCAAUCAACCUCAGGUCACUCCUGAAUCUGUUGAACUUUCAACUCCAUCGCCUACACCAAAUCCACGAAGUCCGUCAACUCAUCAGCCACAAUCUGAACAUAUGGUCACCGUCAAACCAAAGUAUCGGCAACAAUCCUCACCAAACUACUUAAAUAACUAUUCUCCUGAAAUACAUUAUGACUCAGAUCGUAAUACAAAGUAUCCAGUUUAUAACUCGAAUGACUAUGUGACCAAUACUGAGACGGAUUCACAGCAAACGCAAGCUCCAAAUUACGUUGACAACACUCAAAAACAAAAAUAUGUAACAAGUGUGGAUACAUCCAGCAAUAAACAUAACACAAAUAUAGAAACUUCAGUGAAUCAAUAUACUAAUGAAAGUCCCGAAGUCAAUAAUUACAACGUUGACAGUUACAACAAAUAUAAUACAAAUAUUGAUACCUCAGUAAAUAACUAUAAGACAGACUCAGAGUCUAAUGUCAAUCAAUAUACAAAUAUUGAUACACUCGAAAAUUAUAAGAACGAAUACAAUCAAAAUGUUGAUACAUCGUCGCCUGAACCAGGAAAUCUUUCAGAAGUAAACAAUCUAUCAACAGUUUCUGAAAACAUUAAUCAACAAAAAUACGACGUGAAUAAUAAUUAUGGAGAAAAUACUGACUAUGCAGAAAUUAAUCCAACUCCUUCGACUUCAACAUCAACUACAACAACUCGAAGAACAGCAAUUAGGUCUAGGGGACGUCCACGACAUAGCACAACACCUCGAUCUGACUCCUACGAAUCAACGACUAGAGUAGUAGUAUCGAGAAGGCCAUUGAGAGAAAGAAGGCCACAAUCGACUAGGCAAAGAUAUGAACCAAAUAAAAUCUCAACUGAAAAGCCAAUUAGGAAACCAGUAGACUCUGGUGAAAGUACAACAAAAAGUACAAAAACAAGAACGCGUGGACGUAUUCAUUACAGACCGUCUGGCAGUGACGAAUCGCACGACAAGAAGAAGAAUCAUAACACUAAAGAAAAAGACUUAGCAUACCAAAGAGAUGUACUGCACCAGAACUACCCUGUUACUUUAAUGGAACGCGCUAGCACAGUAGAUAUUGAAGCUAUUACUGAACCAACUCUUCAACAAUCAUCUGUUAAUCUUCAAGAACAUGUGACUGAAACUGUUGACACAGAAAAUGCCUACACUCAUGAGAGGGCCGCAAUUAGCGAGCAGGAAGAAGUAAAAGAUAUAUCACCGUUAUCAUCAUAUACACCAAGAAGUACUCUCCAAACAGAAACUCCAUACGUACCAAGAUCACAAUCCCCGCGUAAUGAAGAAUACUAUUAUCAGCCACGAAGCAGUAUUGCACCGGUAGAAGCAUCAAGAUACCAUGAAGCAGCAAAUGAUAAAGAAGACGAUAUCUAUGCUAAACAAACAACAAGUGUACCGAAUUUAGAAAAAACUGAUCCAAUUGCAUAUGCCACUGAAACUUCAGCUACUGAACAAAACGAACCAAAUUACUCGACUCGUAACGACUAUGCUACUAUAAAACAAGAGGAAGAAAAUACUGCUUCUGAAGUUGAAAAUACUAAACUUACUAACUCUGAACGUACAGAAAUUGAAGAAGAAGAAAAUGUUGUCCAAACUACACCUUCAUAUAACCGAGUACGCGUCCGUCCAGGAGUUAUCAGACAGUAUCAUCAAACUUCUUCAAGUGAUGCACCAAAAGUAAAAGAAAGAAGGAGGCCUCCUCAGCCAGUCACUUAUAGACCAGCAUUUGAUAGACGCCGGACAACAAUGAGGAUUGACGAGAUUGAAGCUGACUUGAAAACAAAACAAGUGCAUGCAAGACCUGAACAAGAAUACAAACACCCUGUCUAUAAACCAGAGGCCACAACAGAACCGGCCAUGGUGUCAUCUUCCACCACAGAGAUUACAACUAAACGUAGCCAUUUGCGCCGUAGAAGACCAUUACACCCCUACUCGACGUCAUCAACAGAAGCGUCAAGUACUAAACGUAGCUAUGAUGUGAAGAACCGUUUCAGAGGUCGUCGACCGACAGAAAAAACCUCAGAAAAAUCUGAUGUCAUAACUGAAGCACCUUCUCCGACCACCAGAGCUUCGGUACAUACCAGAUACAGCCACAGACCGAGGCUAUCAGAAAGAUACAACAAGAAACCAGAACCUGAAGUAGAAAUAGAAGACCAAGACUCAAAUUUCUCUAUCAACAGGCCAAGUUACACCGAAUUAGAAGGGGAACAUUGGUCUCCAAAAAUUUCAAGCGAUUCGUUCAAACCGUUCAACCCCAACGAUAUCACAGACGAACAAAGAACUGCAACUACAGAACGAGGACCUGACACGGAGAGUGAAUUGGAUAUAAUCACGGCAAGAAAUGAAUAUGAUGACAUUCUUUUAACUGUAACACCAGUGAGUAACAAUAGAAUGAAUAAGAAAAUUCCUGAUAUUCCACCGACGCUAGAAGCUUUAGUAGAACAAAGUAAAGUGACAAAGAGUGACUCAACUGACACGAUGUCUACUUUCGAGAGUAUGCUAGAAGAAGUGAUGAAGAGUUUAGAAGAGCAGGAUAAAGACGAAUACAAUACUAAUGUUAUGAAGCAUAAAGGUGGUGAAAUCGGUGAAAUACCACCAGAGAUUGUAAUAUCCUCGGGAGACAGUUAUGUGCCAAAGUCCACUAUGCCUUUAGAAGAAGUCACAACUGAGCUAACCACGGCUGAUGAUUCUCCUCUUCCUGAUGAGGAGAACAAAGACAGAAAAUCUCGUCGCCGUGGUUUCUGGAAGAAGGUCAAAGUACGUCCUGCGACAGAAUCCAUAGAAUUCGCCGAAUCACAAUACUACACCAGCACCGUCAAUCGUCUCGGACAGCCCGUUAAAAACAUGAAAGUUGUCCACGAAAAGACCUUUAAUGAUAAACCUAAAGUAACUACCUAUAAACCAAAGGUGCAGUACCUUACAGACCUCUUUUCAAGCGGAGAUGAUUUUGCAGAUGUUGAUGUCAUGCCUGCAGUAGACAUACAUAAAAUCAAAAGCAAAAAAUCUCCUAACGAAGGAACAGUCACCAGCGAAGAGAGCAAGAAAACAACUGCAUAUGUAGAAAAGGAAACCCAAACUAUGAGUCCUGGAGAUUUAGAUUUGGGUACAGGCUCUCCUGAUCCCACAGUCGAUGACAUGUAUUAUUCUACUACAAAUGAACCAGUACCUACUAAAGCUGACGAUAGAUCUGAUACAUUUAGCUUCAUGAACUAUUUGUUUGGAAUGACAUCAGAAGGUAGUGAAGGCAGUUCUGUAGGAGAAAACAGCACAAAAACCACUGAAUCAAAUAUUCAAAUUACAACAGAGCAGCCCAAAACGAAAUUAGUUACUACUGAGACUGGUUUUAUUCCUGAAGAAAUAACAGAAAUAACAGCAUCAUCAGCAAAUACUGACAAUACUGAUGCCAUAGAUGUUUCUGAAAUUCAGAAAACAAAUUCUUUAGAAGAUGCCAAAACAGAAAAAGACACAGUAGAAACAACUUUUAUACCAGUCACUGAUGUAGAAAGUUCAUCAGUGUCAUCAUUUAUGGACCCCUCUAAUGUUUUAAGCACGUCAAUGUCAACUGAAGUGUCACACGAAACAGAAAUAUGUUUUAGAGGCAAAUGUAUCAAAACUAGUAAAGAUAUCCUAUAA